This is a messenger RNA of Tigriopus californicus, 4666 nucleotides long. Its product is annotated as inversin-like. Gene Ontology annotation, molecular function: protein binding. The coding region runs from base 108 to 2996 and encodes 962 amino acids. The record is from RefSeq and is a predicted model, not a curated record. The transcript has 11 exons. Lineage: Eukaryota; Metazoa; Arthropoda; Copepoda; Harpacticoida; Harpacticidae.
AGUGAUGACUUGAUGCCUGGUUGACCCUGAAGGUCGGUCUCCCGAAGGACUAGAACACUUUCGUCCAAGCCAGUGAUAUGCUAGAAGUGCAUUGAAGGAGGUCGAAAAUGUCGACGAAGCCAAUGAAUUCAGACGCAUUGCCGAGAGCGAAAUCGUUGUCUCAAAUGGAUUUCUUAAAAGUUAACCAAGAGCUAGAGGAUGGUUUGUUUCCAAACCACGAGGGAAUCCACCAUGCAUCUGAUCAAUCGGCGCCUACCCCUGGCUCGUCCCUGAGUGUUCGAACCCAAGGGCCCACUUCCCCCCUUCAACCGACCUUGGCUCCCACCCUUCCGAGUACGCAGUUCCAGUCCCACUCCUGGUUUUCAAACACGGGGAUAUCAAGGAAGAAGGAGAAGAUCGCUCUCGCCGAGUCAUUCCCCAUUGAUUAUCCGGGUGGAAUGAAACCGGUUGCCCCUCAAUUCGGUGUUUUGCAUGGGACAGCUAUCACUGGAGAUAAAAGUCGACUUCAGAAAUUGAUUUUGGGCGACUUUUGUGACAUUGAUCAAAGAGACAAGUUUGAUCGGACGCCUUUGAUGUUUGCUGUCCUCGGGGAUUACCCCGAGUGUGUGGAUGUCCUACUUAAGCACGGAGCCGACCCUCAUUUACAGGACCGGUCUGGUCGCACCGCCCUUCAUUGGGCGGUUCACCACGGUCACUUUGGUUGCGUCAAGUCCAUUCUGAGUAAAACGACCGUGGGAUGGUCCGAAGUGGAUCAAGGAGGCGUGACCAUAUUGCAUUUAGCCACGCGACAUCCUUUGAAGAAGGGUCUUCAAACUGUUUUCAAGCACUUCACUAUCGGGCCUGGUGAGAUCGACGUCCAAGACAAAAAUAAGCGCACGCCAUUACAUUGGGCCUGUUCUUUGGGUCAUUAUGAGUGUGUUCGACUCUUACUCAAAGCGGGUGCCCAACAGACCUUAAUUGAUGUAGAAGGGAAAACACCCUUUCAUUGGGCAGCCUCGAGUGGAGGAUUGGCCUUAUUACCCAAAAACCUCGCUAACAAGGAAUUUGACCCUGAAAAAUGCAUCCAAUUGCUCCUCGAGUCGUCCACGCAGGUUCUGAAUUGGCAAGAUUACGAGGGACGUAUGGCCCUUCAUUUAGCCAUUGCUGACAGUGGCGAGGAGGUGGUGCAGGCUCUACUGGAAAAUGAUCGCACCCAGAUCAAUGCCCUGGAUAACAAUUGUCGCUCCCCAUUGCAUUGGGCUGCCAUAUUGGGCAAACAUCACGUGAUAACGGCCCUUUUGGACCAGCAGGCCCUGUUUCGAAGCCAAGAUGCUCAUGGAGCCACGCCAUUACACUACGCAGUGUCUGCGGGGCAUAUUAAUGCGGUUGAAACCCUCAUGAGGAGACCUGAGGUCUUGGAUAAUCCCGAUUUCAGUGGAAGGACAGCCUUGAUGUGGGCGGCCGGCCUUGGCUCCGAUUUGGCUAUCCUUCAAGCUUUGAGUCGACAUGGAUCUGACUUGAAACACACAGAUAAUCUUGGCCUUAGUGCCUUGCAUAUAGCAGUCACUGAAAAUCGACCAGAGACCGUAAAGCAUCUUCUAAAACUGGGAGCUGACGCGAAUGAGACGACCUAUUUGGGCCAGAGCUCGAUUCAUAUCGCAGCUCAAUUUGGGCAUUGUCGGGUAGCUCAAACCUUGAUGGAGCAUGGUGGUUGUUCGUUUGAUCAAACCGAUGUCCAUGGAUGGCACGCCCUUCAUUGGGCGGGUCAUGCAGGCCAAGCUUCGAUCAUAGAGGCCUUGUUCGAUUUUAAGUCCGAUUUGGUGCCCAACCUGCGAGACGAAUUUGGGCGGUCACCUCUGAUUUUGGCCGCCUUCGGCGGAUACAUCGAAAGCAUGCAAGCUUUAUUGAAAAGGGGGGCUGAUGUAAAUUUGCGAGACAACGAAGGGAUGUGUGCACUACAUUGGGCAACCCGCAGAGGUCACUUGGAUGCAGUCCGUCUUCUCCUAGCCUCGGGAGCCUUUCCCAACCAUAUUGCCGCUCAUCGUGAUGAGGUCGAGAAUGGAAAUGCAAUUCCUCGGAAUGAACACGCAAUCCAAGAGCAAAGGCCAACUUUGGUGGCCCGGAGAUCCUCGUGUUCUUCGUGCGGAUCAAAGUCGUCAAAACAUUCGCAUGAUGAAGUCUUGACUAUAAGCAGAAAUAAGGAUAAUGUAUCGUGCCUUUUGCCCGGCCGUCAGUGGGACCAGUUUACUCCCUUGGAUUCCGCCAUCAUGGGCGAGUUCAAAGAGAUUAUUGCUUGCCUUCUGGCAAACAAAGGUCUCACUUUGAUCCGCAUUCAAAAUAUUGCGGCAACUCGACUUCAAGCCUUCUUUCGAGGAGCCAGGAUUCGAAAAUGUUUUAACAGCCACAAAUCUCUGCUCUUGAAGCACGAGCAAUUACGAGCACAGAAGCGAGGAGGACGCGGUGGGCCCAGAAGAGCCCACAUUUCGACCUCAAGGCCCAAGGGUGAUAAUGAUCCAUCUGGAACGAGUUGUACUCUUCCCUCUUCUUCGAUGGGUGUUUUAAGCCGUGGCCAAGCUAAUCAAAAUCAAAAUCUCGUGGAAAAACUUGGUGACCAUGAUAAUCAUGAGAUGUCAGAACAAGACUCGAAGCUUCUUGAUAUUGGAGGCACAUUCUUGAGCCACGUGGUUGAAGUGACAGGCAAGUCAGCGUAUGUCAGGCGAGUGCCUCAAGGCCAAGAUCUACCUUUAAUGCCCACAACUGUGCCCACAACGGCUUGUUCAGAGGACGACACCAAAAAGGCUCGUUCCAAGUCGAAUAGUGGAUCAAAUUCUUCCGGCUCGCCUCGUGCUGGAGGGGCUGUGACUAGAACUGGGACUCAUGUGGAACAUCAUUUGCGCGGUUUGUCACUUUCAGCCGUUACGGGGAAGAAAAUUGAUCUACAAACAACCCGAAGUCACUCCAUGGAUGCAAUGAGCGUGCCCAAAAAAGAUCAGAAAUACUCGUACAACAUGCCUUGAGAUCAGCCAAAUGGAACCAGUCGUUUGUACUGUAACAUUUGUGUCUUGGAUUUAGAACUAAAUCAUCGCCAUGGUUGCUAGCAAUUACAAAAAGAGACCCGCUAUUGCGUUCAAUUUCCGAUGCUUUCAAAGUUUGGCGAGGAACUUCUGUGGUACAAAAACCGAUUGCGUCAACCCUGGUCAAUUGCAGCAUGUGCCAUUAAUGUCUGUUGUAUUCGGACAUUUAGGCAAGCGCUGGUACCAGCAAACAAACUUGCCUGCCAAUGCCAGUGAUGCAAAAUUGGCGUUUCAAACUGGUUUUAACGAAGCUGACCUUUCCUCAUAUAGCAAUGUGAAAGAAGGAUCAGCUUCUCAAAAACGUGUUUGAAGCCCCAAACAUGCAUCACUGCCACUGGUACCAGCAAACAAAGGUACCUGCCAGAGCUUGCCUAAACGUCCCCAUGUCCCUGACAGUUAAAGAAAACGCGUAUAGACACAUGAAAGCGAACAAGAGUUGGAUAUUUAAGUCAGCAACUAUAUGUACAUUUUGGAAGUUUUACAUUCCACGGGUGGAAUAGAACCACACACACCUCGAAGUACUAGCCUUUGCAGUAAAACAUCUUAUUUCGUGCCAAUAGUGAGGACAGACCAUCGCUUGUCUCAUCAUAUUGAUAUUUUUUUUGCUCAGCCUUGAUUUUUUCUUCGCUACCCAAACUCUGUCUCUGCCUCUUUUUUAUACAUUGUGUUAAAAGUAGGAUUUGCAAUGAAUGAUAAAACAUAGGAAAAUGCUCAAAGAAUAGAGAUGAAGUUUUUGAAGCACAACAUGCGUAACCCGGGGGUAAGCGACGAGGCGACGAUUAUAAUUUCUUAACAAAUAAACCUUGUAAAAAAGCUAGUUAUAAUGUUUCCCAAUCACUUUUCUUCAAGUCGUACUUUUGAUUUAAAAAACCGAGCUAGCAGCUCACUGAUUUCAAGGCAUGUUUUGUUUAAUAUAGAUGGACACUGGUUGAGAUUGCCUUGUAGUAUAUAUUGUACAAAUUGCAUGUGCUCUGUAUACAGAAGACUCCCAAAUUCCUUGCAAGAAGCAAAUCCGUCAGAAGGCCGUGAAAUCGAAUUUAACCUUGAACCUAACAAGGACUGCUUGUUUCAAGAGCCAGAAAACAUCGGUACACUCGAUUCCAAAUGGAAGUGCUCAGUCAGUGUAACGAAUGCCAAAAAAGCAACUCCUGAUUUGGGAGUUGCGUCUCCAAGUUGGUUCGAUGUUCUGUGAGAACUCCUAGAUCCUGGCCUUCGCAACACUUGAAUGCGUGCAUGUAUUUGUAGUACAUAGUGAGUGGUUAGUUGAAACGGUGGUUGGAGUGAGAUUUAUGGUAAUCGUAAAAUCAGACAAAUUACAAGGAUUUUGGACAUUUUUCUUGCCGUUGUAGAUCAUAUCAGUCUAGUGUUACCUGUAUUAACUGUGAAUGUGUCGGUGUCAGACUCAUUGAAAGGCAGACAUUUGACUUUUGUGGUUAUUUUGUGGUUACGAUUGCAGAAUAAGUGUUUGCCCAAAUACCAAGACUUCUUGUUGCGGUUUUCUUUGUAAAAAAACCAUAAGGAACAACUUUUGUAAAAAUGCAUUUUUGAAAGUAUCUCAUAUGAGUAUAUGAAAUGCAUUAUGAGGUAUCAUUGUCCAAAACCUAGUCAAACAA